Molecule: messenger RNA, 3286 nt
Organism: Megalobrama amblycephala (Wuchang bream)
Lineage: Eukaryota; Metazoa; Chordata; Actinopteri; Cypriniformes; Xenocyprididae
Gene: pth3r
Product: parathyroid hormone 3 receptor
Exons: 14
Coding region: 761-2413 (550 amino acids)
Biological process (GO): cell surface receptor signaling pathway; adenylate cyclase-modulating G protein-coupled receptor signaling pathway
Cellular component (GO): plasma membrane
Molecular function (GO): peptide hormone binding; parathyroid hormone receptor activity; G protein-coupled peptide receptor activity
Source: RefSeq, a predicted model, not a curated record
AGCAGCCAUGGAUAAUGUAGGUGCAGUUAGCCAGUUAUUAUUCCAAAAUAAACAAAGACAGGGUGAUCACUGAAGGGGAAGGUUAUGGGUUAUCUGGUUCCAUGUGUCACAUCGUUUAUCUUGCUUAUUGCACUGCUAUGUACCAAAUAUGUUCAUGUGAGUAGAAAGAAACAGAGCAUGCAGGGAUAUAAGACACUCAGAUAUACAAUUUGAAUGCAAUGGUCAGUCACAGCCUAGUAUUUCGGAGCCACAUAAAGAAGCGUUUGUAACGUGUGUGCGUGAAUGGGCUAAGAAAAAAUAGAAACCUGUGUAAUUAGGGCUUUGUUUUGUCGUGACAGUGAAGGGUUAACAUUCUUCAUGCCCACCCCACAUGAUAAACAGUGGUGGAGCCCAACAGCCGAGGGCCAGUGAUGACCAUCACACUAAUAACCUCGCUGAACACUCUCACAACACACACACUCACACGCAGGAGAUCACAUCUCUACAAUGACAGAGAAGUCUCUCUUUAACAGAUCUUCAAGUGGAAGUCUCAUCUUCAGUCAAGGUUAAGAAUCUGAGAUAUGGAAGAAUAUCAUCUUUGAUGGAUGAAUCUCUGGUGGACACAACAGCUUCGGAAUAGCAACAGCUUUAACACAAUAAAGCAGUAAUGGCUACAGACUUCUGUUCUCUGUGCCUCGAUGAGACCACCAUGUCCUGAAAAGUAAGAGGAGCUCUCUGGUGAGCAGAAGUUUUGGAAAAGGUCAAAGGUCUUGGGUUAAACAUGUUGUCAGUGGAGGUCGCCGUGGUUUUUGUGCUGUGCAGUGUGCUGAUGGAAGCCAGAGCUCUGAUUGAUUCUGAUGACGUCCUCACCAGAGAUGAACAGAUCUUUCUUCUGAUUGGUGCACGUGCGAGGUGUGAGAGAAACAUCCGUGCACAGUUAGAUGUGGUCAGAGAGAAUUACUGUGUUCCUGAGUGGGAUGGGAUCAUUUGCUGGCCUGCAGGAAAACCCAGUCAGAUGGUUGCAGUUCUGUGUCCUGAGUACAUCUAUGACUUCAACCACAGAGGACAUGCAUAUCGCCACUGUGAUGCAUCUGGUAACUGGGAGCAGGUGUCCACUAUAAACCGGACAUGGGCCAACUACACAGAAUGCACCACUUACCUGCACACUAAUCACAGCGAUCAGGAGGAGGUCUUUGAGCGUCUUUACCUCAUGUAUACUGUUGGAUACUCCAUAUCACUGGCGGCGUUACUGGUGGCGGUCUUUAUCCUUUGCUAUUUCAAACGUCUCCAUUGCACCCGUAACUACAUCCACAUCCACCUCUUCACCUCAUUCAUAUGCAGAGCAAUCAGUAUAUUUGUGAAAGAUGCCGUUCUUCACACCGUCACAGAUGACGGCAAACUAGAGGAUGAGGCAGUUGGACAAAGACCCUAUAUGGUAGGCUGCAAGGUUGCGGUGACCCUCUUCUUGUACCUCUUGGCAACCAAUCAUUAUUGGAUUCUGGUGGAGGGUCUGUACUUGCAUAGUCUGAUCUUCAUGGCCUUCCUGUCUGAUAAGAACUGCCUGUGGGCUUUGACAAUCAUAGGCUGGGGGAUACCUGCAGUGUUUGUAUCCAUAUGGGUCAGUGCCCGGGCGUCUCUGGCAGACACACAGUGCUGGGAUAUAAGUGCAGGCAACCUGAAAUGGAUCUAUCAAGUACCAAUUCUGGCAGCCAUUGUUGUAAACUUCUUCCUCUUCCUCAAUAUCAUCAGGGUUUUGGCCUCUAAGUUGUGGGAAACAAACACAGGAAAACUGGACCCUAGACAACAGUACAGGAAGCUGCUGAAGUCAACCCUGGUGCUGAUGCCGCUGUUUGGAGUUCAUUACAUGCUGUUUAUGGCUCUUCCGUACACUGAAGUCACAGGUCUGCUGUGGCAGAUUCAGAUGCAUUAUGAGAUGCUCUUCAACUCCUCACAAGGUUUCUUUGUGGCAUUUAUUUACUGCUUCUGCAAUGGGGAGGUGCAGGCAGAGGUUAAGAAGGCAUGGCUGAGGCGCAGUCUUGCAUUAGACCUGAAGCAGAAGGCUCGUGUCAACAGCAGUGCAGGAUGUGGGAGUGGCUACUAUGGAGGCAUGAUGUCACACACCACCACACACAGCGUGUGUCUCAGUGUCAGUGGUACUAAAGGCCUGCCUCUGGGGACCAUCGGGGGCAAAGGACAAUCACGUCUCCACCAUUCAGGAAACUUACCUGGCUACGCGCCUCACGAUACAGAGACUGUGUUUUAUACAGUGCAGCAGCAUGAGCUGGUUCUGAGGCAGACUGAUGGGAAAGGGUCUCUGUCCAAGCAGACUAGCAGGAAUGCAGAAGAAAGUGAGCAUGAUUUUGAGCCAUGUUUUGUAGCAGAUGAGGAACAUUCUGGUUCCAUGUCUUGGAAAGAACUGGAAACAAUGCUUUGAUGGUCUCUUGGCUGGAUAUUAGUGGUGCUUACUGUUGUUAGAAACUCUUAAGUAUUCAAUAGGCUAGUAUUGAGUCAGAAUGAAACAGAAGUUGCGGUAGUCUUUUCUUAUUGUGACGUAUUGUGAUGUCAUGUGAGUGACAGGUCGCCCCGCCCUCGCACCAGUAAACACGUCAUCAGGGAAUGAUGCUGCAAGAGAGAGGGGAACUUAUUUUGAUUAAAGAUUAAGAGGGCACAUGAAUUAAAAAAAACAAUGACAAGCACAGAUAAAUCAUUUAUUUAAAAAAGCAUAUGGCAAUAUUCCAUAAAAAUAAAAAAAAUGUUUUUGUAAAAUGUUUUGAUAUCGUGAGUUUAAAUACUAGCUAUAAGCCCAGUCAAUUUCAAUCAGUAUUUUCAACUAGUCUCUUGUUUUCUUAAAAAAAAAAAAAGAAGCAAAAUUUGAGGUUACAUACUGUAUGAGGCACUUGUGAAAGUGAAUGGAGCCAAUCUGUAUUAAAAUGUACACAGGCUACGUUUACAUGCACCCAAAUAAUCCAUUUGUAAUCAGGAUUAAAAACGUUCAUGUAAACACCUUAAUCGAUCCAAUUGAGCUCGAUCCGAAUGAAUGGAAGGGGUGAUUUAUUCCUUUUCUAAUGCGAUCCAAUAGCAAAAAAUUACCAUGUGAACGCCUUUCUCAAUCGCAUUCAGAAGUCUCUGGGGCACAUGCGCAGUGCGAUGUUGACACACAUUACGUAGUGCACAAGUUCACGUUUACAAUAAAACCAUUGCUGAUUUAUGAAUGUGUAUGCCAAAAGGGCAAAAAUAAAGAUGAGCUCUGUUGGUGUCACGUCCAUGGUUGUCUCCGCAAGUGUGAUUGUUAUGAUGUCACACGCAG